Kalmanozyma brasiliensis GHG001 is the source of this 4119-nucleotide messenger RNA. RefSeq names its product SNF2-related. The coding region runs from base 1 to 4119 and encodes 1372 amino acids. The transcript has a single exon. The record is from RefSeq and is a predicted model, not a curated record. Gene Ontology annotation, molecular function: nucleic acid binding; ATP binding; ATP-dependent chromatin remodeler activity. Lineage: Eukaryota; Fungi; Basidiomycota; Ustilaginomycetes; Ustilaginales.
AUGACAACGCAGUCGAGUGCGGAUCCGCAGUCUCAGCCGUCUCGCGACUUCUUUGCUUCUUCACCGUCGGCUACGUCAUCUUCGCCAAUCAAAGCAGGGUCACAGUUGAAGCGAGGUGAUGAUCAAGCAACCCCUCCCGAGACAAGACCACUGGACGGGAAACGAGAACCGGAGCAGGACGGCGAGCAAAAUGGGUCAGGCGUGAAUCAUGACGAAGGCAGCCCGGACGAUUUCACCAUUGUAGCGUCAACGAGCGCUGCCGCUGCUGCGGAAGAAUCACCCGUAAGAAGGCAACAGCCUCGGCGAGCAGCCGUAGAGAAAGCUAAGCCGCUCUUCCUGGCUGAUGAGGACGACGACGUUGCGGAAUGGGCCGGAGACGUUGACGAGGGAGACGACUUCUUCUCCACCCAAGCGCCCCAGGAGGUGAAGCCAGCAGCCCGCGCGAAGGUGGCAAGCGAGGACGAAGAGUUCUUGCCAAGCUCUCAAGCACCUGAUCGAUCUUCGUCUCCCGUACCGCCAGCGCGGAAGCGUUCACCGCAAUCCGACAGCACACAAGCCGUGAACGGGCACGCUAAGAAGCUCAAGCGAUCGUCUCCAUCUCCUGCCAUCAGCGUGCAGAGCAAGAGUCCGCCUCGUCGACGCUCUCCCACACCAGACCCGCGUCUCCGUCACGAUGCGUUCGACCGACGCUUCCUCGGCACAUUCGUCCUUUCCGCCUGGUCGUUGUCGAAGGGUUCGUCUUAUGUCAAGCCGGGCGAUGCAGUUCGAAUCUUCCGUCCCCGCAAGAAGCAGCCGGCUCCUGAAACCAGUAAACCAGCGUCCAAGCUGACAAAUGGCGGCAUCAAAAAGGGCAAGCAGUCGACGCUCAAUUUUGGCGGAUCUGCCUCUGCGGGAUCUGGCAGCUUCUUCGGCUCCAAGCAAAAGUCGAAGGAGAAGGAAGACUUCAUUGUGCGCUUCAGCAACAUGCGCGGAUUCGAAGUCGGUCGCCUGCCUCUCGAGGUAGCUACGUGGAUGUCUAAGCUUAUCGACACGGGUAUCGCUGACUUCGAGGGCGUGGUUGUCGACUGCCCAUCGUCGCUCACUGUUGGGUGCGAUAUCAUCCUGCAGGUAAAGGCGUACAUCAAAUUCGAUGCCUUCUUCCUGACUUUGCUUGGAAAUCGCGAGCUCGACGAACAGAACGACGGUCUGCGGCCCGAGACAGCCGAGUCGGACCUGGAAAAGACACUGCGGGAGCGAAAGAUCAGUCUGCUUCGCAUCUUUCGUGUCUGCGACCUCAAGCCGAGCCUCAGCAACUCGAUAUUAAAAUCGCACAAGGCGACGGACGACUUCUCGAGCGAGGCGAUGCUCGAUCAGUUUGGAGGAGAUAUCGAAGCGUCAAUCAAACAAGUUGGAGGUGAUGCCGCGAUGACAACGGGUUCAAAGACGGAGGCCCCGCCCGCAGCUGGUGGUGCCGCAUCGGCCGCCAUCGAUAUCGACGGUGAUACAAAUGGCGUGGAAGAAGACGGAAUCGCCGACCAGCUGCAAAAAGCACAGCAGCAGACGGAUGGAGAUGCCGAGACAGAAGAGAACGACGGCACGGAGCUCAACCUGAACCAGCUUGACGAGGUCUACCGCAAAGCUCAGGCCAACGAUGCUCACUUGCCAGAAGUCGAACCGCCCGAAUCGUUCCUCCUCACCUUGCGGCCGUACCAGAAGCAGGCGUUGGGCUGGAUGAAGAACAUGGAAAAAGCUCCAGGGCAAUCGCCGUCCAGCCAAGAGAACGGCUCGACGCAGCAGAACGGCAGCUCUGGCGAACGCAGCCUCUCGCUUCAUCCUCUGUGGGAAGAGUACGAGUUUCCGCUCGACUACGACAAUCCUGAAGCAAACGAGCGUUUGGUGCUCAGCGCGACGCGCAUGUUCUACUUCAACCCGUAUACGGGCGACCUCAGCCUUGACUUCCAGCGCGCGAGCAAAGGCUCGCGUGGCGGCAUCUUAGCCGACGAAAUGGGUCUGGGCAAGACGAUCAUGGUAGCUAGUCUGCUCCACGCUAACCGCACCUCAGAUCCGGGUGAGGAGAGUGAGGUCGACGACGAUGCCAUGGACCUGGGCGAGGACGGCACGAAACGGAAAGGCUCAGCGAAGCAGACAUCGCUCGCGUCCGCUUUUGCAGCCUCAACCUCCAGCGUCGACCAGCGCAAAGCCCUGCUCAAAGCUUCGGUCUCGAAAGGCAAAGCCUCUCUCGUUGUCGCGCCCAUGUCUCUGAUCGGUCAAUGGCGGGACGAGCUCAUCCGCGCGUCCGCGCCUGGCUCCAUCACGCCCGUUCUCUACUACGCCGACACGAAGGGCGAUCUGCUGGCUCAACUCGAAUCUGGCAAGGUUGACGUGGUUAUCACAUCGUACGGCACGCUGGUCACUGAGUACCGUCGUUUCCUCGACACAGGUGGCGCCUCUAACCGGCACCUCUCCACCACGGCCCCGCUCUACUGUAUCGACUGGCUACGCAUCAUCCUCGACGAGGCACACAACAUCAAGAACCGCUCCACCAUGAACGCUCGUGCGUGCUGCGACCUCGUCUCGCGACGUCGAUGGGCCUUGACGGGCACACCCAUCAUCAAUCGCCUCACGGACCUGUUCAGCCUGUUGAAGUUCCUGCGGGUGAAGCCGUGGGGCGACUUCAGCUUCUUCAACAGCUUCGUGUGCAAGCCGUUUCAAGCCCGAUCGACCAAAGCGCUCGACGUGGUGCAGGUCAUCCUCGAGUCCGUGCUCUUACGCAGGGAGAAGAGGAUGAAGGACAAGGAUGGCAAACCCAUCGUCCAGCUGCCCGCUAAGAAGAUCGAGGUGCGGGAACUCGAGUUCACAGAGCUGGAGAGAAAGAUCUACGACAACGUGUACAAGAGGGCGUACCUCCAGUUCGCGCACAUGAAGGCGAACGGGACGGUGACGAGGAACUUUUCGGUUAUCUUCAGUGUGCUGAUGCGACUCAGGCAGGCGGUGUGCCAUCCUGCGCUGGUGCUGAAGGCGAACAAGUCGAAGGGCAAGAAGGGCGAUGCUCCGAGUGCUGCCAGCAAAGGAGGUGACGCCGACGCUGCGCCUCAAGACGUGGACGAUCCUGACGCGGCCGAGUUUGCCAUCGACGACGAUGCUGCGGACGACAGCACGCCCGGCACCGAUGACCUGCGCGACCUCGUGGCGCAGUUCCAAUCGUCUACCAGCGGCGGCGAUGGCGAUGACUCGACCGCGAACUAUUCGAAGCAGACCGUCGACCGUCUAAUCCGCGAGAUGCACGGCUCGUCCCCCUCGACCUCGACGGAGACGGAGUGCCCGAUCUGCUUCGAAGACCCGCAAAUUUCGCCCUGCUAUCUUCCGCGGUGCAUGCACAGCGCAUGCAAGACGUGUCUGGUGGACUACCUGCGCCAGUGUAAGGAGCGGGGUGAGGAGGGUGCGUGUCCUACCUGCCGAGUGGGCCCUGUAGACGAGGGCGAUCUGAUCGAGGCCAUUCGCACGCGACCCGCCACUCCGCCGGGUACACCCACCUCCCCUGCCAUCAACGUGGGCGGUGGAGUCCCCUCAACCAUCUAUGUGCGGAACAACCUGCGCUCCUCGACCAAAGUCACUGCGCUUCUCAACCACCUCAACGCCAUCCGUGCUACAGAAGGUCCGUUCAAGGGGGUGAUAUUCUCGCAGUUCACCUCGUUCCUCGACCUUCUCGAGCCGGUUCUUUCACGAUACCGCUUCCGCUUUCUCCGACUCGACGGGUCGACACCCCAAAAGGUGCGCGAGAAGCUGCUGGUGGAAUUCCAAUCGUCGUCGACGCCGGCGGAUGAGACACUGCUGUUUUUGAUCUCGCUCAAAGCCGGUGGGGUAGGGCUCAACUUGACGGCAGCGAACAAGAUCUGGCUCCUCGACUUCUGGUGGAACUCGUCCAUCGAGAACCAAGCCAUUGAUCGAGUGCAUCGCUUGGGCCAGACGCGCGAGGUUAGCGUGUUCAGGUAUCUGGUGAAAGAUUCGAUCGAGAAUCGAAUUCUGUUGAUUCAGAAACGCAAGGAUAUGCUCAUCAAGCAUGCGCUCAAGCAGGGAAGGGACGAAGGGAAAGGGGAGAGCGAGACGAUGCAGAAUUUGGAGCUGCUUUUCGGAGAUUGA